GACAAUGUGGGUGAGGGGUGCCGUGCAAGUAGCUAUACUCAAGGGGCUUGGAAUGAUGCUGCCAACGCUAAGGGAUCAAUUCAAAACAACUGCUUCGGUCGUUGGCUGGAUGACCUCAAUGAUAGUCGCUGUCGGAGGUGUAGUUGCUGUCACUGCAGCCCCUCUUGGUAGACGUUUUGGAGCCGGAAACGUCAUCAUGGUCUGCGGCAUAAUGAUUGGCGUUUCUUUCAUCGUUGGAUCCUACGCAACCACUCCGAUUCAACUGUUGCUGGCUUUAACUGUUUUGGCAGGUUCGGCAUUGCGAGUGCCUUUGGUACUUUCAAAAGAGGCGCUAGGCAGAGGCUAUCACAAGAAACAUGCAUUGGCUACCGGCAUCGCAAAGACUGGUUCUUCUGUUGGUCUGGCCGUAGUCGCACCUCUUAUUCAGCUAUGUCUCAGCACGUAUGGAUGGAGAGGAACCAUGCUAAUGAUAAGUGGAAUAUCACUGCAUCUUGUCCCCUGUGGUGCUCUCAUGAGGAGCGUUAGGAAAGCUCCGAGCACACGUUACCAAGAGCUACCUCAGGAUGAAGUCUCCCUAGUAAAUUCAGUUCCUCGCACUGACUGCACGUCAUGUUGGACAAGUGUCUUUAACAAUUUUGAUUUGUCAUUGCUUUGCAAUAUUCGGUACUGGUUGUUGGCUUUUGUUGUCUUUUCUUUUACUUUUACUUAUGAGAUGUGGGUGAUCUAUUUUGUGUCCCACGCUGUAUCAAAGGGAUACUCCCUUGACGACGCAGCAGUGUUUGUCACCGUGGCGGGCUUUGGGAACCUGAUAGCAAAAGUCUUGCAGGGCUUCAUUGUAGAAGCUGGGAUAAUAUCCACCUGGGGACUGAUGGUCAUAUGCAUCCUCGUCAGUUCGUCUGGGUUCCUUGCCACCCCCUUGCUGUCUUGGUAUUGGGCAAUGAUGCUCACGUCGUCGAUGGUGGUCGUUUGCAGCGGUGUUCUGUAUUGUCUGCAAGAUGUUCUUANUUAAGCAAAUAAUUGGGUUGGAGUUGUUGGCUAGUGCACACGGCUGGAUGGAUAUCAAAGCCGCUAUAUUAAGACUCCUCUUCGGCUGUAUCCCAGGUUUGAUUUAUGACACCACUGGAAGUUAUGACGCUGCAUUUAUUUUCCUCGGCAGUGUGCAGUUGGCUCCCCUUCUUUCUCUUGCCGCCCUCAAAUAUUUAGAACGCCAUAAUCGAAAGUUUUGACUUUUAAUUUGUAUUGUCAACAAUUUCCGUGUAUAAUACCACCACAUGGAGUUGGGUCGGUAAAAGAGGUUUCCAAAAUGGUGGAGCUACUGGGUAUUUCGGGAUCUUCAAGUUCACGUGCUGCCCCGUAAAGGAACAGGACCGAAGACUUUAGUUUAAGCAGUCCUUAUAUUAAUAUUUAUGUAAAAACGGACAAAGCCUAAACUCAGUUGUUUAUAUAUGGCAGUCUUAAGAGCAUGUAUUACUUCUCCUUGGUGACUGUUGUGUUUCAUUAAAAUACUAAGUGGUGUACAAAAUGAGGGUACAUUCGCAUGUUGUUUGUAGCACGCCACUGUUACUGUGGAACGUCCUUCGGCCAGUGUACAAUUUUAUUAUUUAUGUACAUGUCGCAGGUUUUUCGCCCAAAAUAAGCACUGUUGACUGUUGUAUAUAUAAGCAGAUUCAAAGUAUGUCAUAGGCAAUUCUCGUCAGUCUGACCUUUUCUGCUGUUUUCAUGUUGGUAACAAAAUGUUUCCGUAACAAAACCCUACGUACUCAUGACUGAGUCAUGCACAUAAUCAUGCGUACAUAUAUAUAUACACACGUACUUACAAAGUGCAAUAAUCGUAAAAUGGUGGUCAUGGCGUAUGGGUUUCUUGCGUCUGAAAUUUUGUGUGUGGGCCGCGUUUGAUUUUAAACAUUAACCCCACAGCGGGGUGUGCAAAAACUUGCAUUUGACCUGUUUGGAAAAGUUUCAACAUAAAACGAAAUGUGUUUGUGGAAAACACAGCUACUGGUUUCAUUUAUCUGAAAACCAGUAAAAAUCUUCUUGACAAACUAGUUCCAAGAUUAAUGACGCAUGGACAAUAUACACAGUACAAACAUUUUAUGUCACGUGACUUGUCACUUGGCCUGUUGCAUGAUCAGGACAUCAUGAUUUCAUCUGUAGCACUUUCCUUUCUAGCAAUCUGUCAAGUUUCAACCAAAUCGGAUUGGUAUUUAGGGCCUAUGGAGAGUAAAGUUAACGUUAUUUUAAUCUCAGAAUAGAGAUGUCUCUAUUAUUAAUAGACAUAUCUGAGAGAGAGAUCGAACGUGUACUUCAGGAGACAUAGUGCGUCAAACAGACCACCUUUAAUGUCACAUGACUUGUCACCUGAGGACGUUGUCAUCACGUCAGGUCAAUGAGGGUCUGAAGCAUUUCCCUUUACAGCUAUAAAGAAAGUUUCAACCCCAUUGGGAAUGGACUUUAGAACAUAUAUUUCAUUGAAGAGUGCCUCUUUAACGUCACGUGGCUUAUGACAUAAUGACGUUGUCGUCCAUGGUAUCAAUUUUAUUCUGGAGUAAUUCCAUUUCUAGCCAUCUGCCAAGUUUCAACCGAAUCGGACUCGUACUUCACGAGAUAAAGUGCUCUAAAGAGUGCACCUUUUAUGUCAAGUGACUUGUCACCUGAUGACGUCGUCAGCACAUCAGGUCAAUCAAGUUGGGUCUAACCUUUCCCUUCCCAACUAUAUACAAUAGUCGGCCGGCCAAAUAUGAAAAAGUCGGUAACAGCAAGUAACCAUGUUCAAUCAAUUAUUUAUAUGAUAACAAACAAGAUGCGGGCGGAUGUCAUCCUAGAAGUCUUUAAAGGUCAACUGAGGUCAAAAUUGGCAUUUUUGUUUUAUGACUUAAAUUUCAACUACAGCUAUACAGUAUAUCUAUCUAUAAAAUCAGUAUCAACAUCAUUUGAUGGCUCUCAUUUAUG
Acanthaster planci (crown-of-thorns starfish) is the source of this 2949-nucleotide messenger RNA. RefSeq names its product monocarboxylate transporter 11-like. Lineage: Eukaryota; Metazoa; Echinodermata; Asteroidea; Valvatida; Acanthasteridae. Gene Ontology annotation, biological process: transmembrane transport. The record is from RefSeq and is a predicted model, not a curated record. Gene Ontology annotation, molecular function: monocarboxylic acid transmembrane transporter activity.